Molecule: messenger RNA, 1421 nt
Organism: Rosa rugosa (rugosa rose)
Lineage: Eukaryota; Viridiplantae; Streptophyta; Magnoliopsida; Rosales; Rosaceae
Exons: 2
Coding region: 126-1241 (371 amino acids)
Source: RefSeq, a predicted model, not a curated record
CGGCCAGCUAACCAGCCACACUCUCGGCCCCUUCCAUCAUCACACGAGCCUAGCAUCACCGAACCAACCUAGCUACAUCGCUUCCAAGUACAAGACUUUAAGGUUUCAAGCUUCAAUCAACCAAGAUGUCGAAGCCAAAGCUUGACUUUCCUAUACUUGACUCAACUGGCUCGGAAUAUCAUAGUUGGGUCACAGAUGUUGAGAACCACCUCACUUCAAAAGGGAUCCUACCCGUAAUUCAAGCACCAAAUCCCGACCUCAUAUUUGAGCGUACGGCUACAAAUAAUGCCACCGCUCUCAUCUUGAUGAGACGCCACAUGGAUAAAUCACUCCGAUUGGAGUACAUGGCAAUCAAGGAUGCUAGGGAAUUGUGGGUUGCGCUAGAAGAGCGUUUUGGUAAUAUUCAGGAUACCCUCCUCCCCGACUUGAAAGUUCGAUGGGGCAAUCUACGAUUCGCCGACUUCAAGUCUGUAGCUGAAUAUAAUUCAGAAGUUCUACGCCUCAAAACCAUGUUGGGGUUCUGUGGACAACCUGUCACAGAGCAAGAACUAAUUGAGAAAACUCUCUCCACCUUCCCCGUCUCAGCUAUUUUGCUAUCAAAGCAAUAUCGAACCGAAUUCAAUACUGGACGGAUCACGAGGUUUCAUCAGCUAAUUAAUAUCAUGUCUGUAGCUGAAAAACAUGAUAAUAUCCUCGUGAGGAAUUAUAAUUCAAGGCCAAUAGGAACUAAGAGCGUUCAAGAGGCGAAUUAUAAUCAUGCACCCAAAGGAGGGCGCAAGGAGCGGAACCCUAAAAAUAAGGGACACAACGGACGUUUUGGUCCAUAUAACCGCCCUACAAAGGAAGGUAAUCGUCAGAAUGAAGGACGAACACGUGGCAAUACAUGGCAACGUGGGAGAGGAGGCCGUGGGGCUCCAGGACGUGGAGGAGCCGCCCAAGGCCGUGGGAAUGGCGCCAACCCCACUAGGGGACGCCACCCAAGUGCAAAUAAUGCACCUCAAUUAAGGGGAGGAAAUCACAAUGACAUGUGUCAUCGAUGUGGAUCAAGUGAGCAUUGGUUCAAGCAAUGCAAUGCAAGCAAACAAUUAGCUGCGCAUUACAGGGCAUAUAGAGACUUUAGAGAGCAUGAAGCCAAUCUUGCCGAAGAAGAAGAAGAUGGUGAUGAUGCCAACGUCAAUCUCACCAUAGCGGACUUCAAAUCUGACAAAGAAUUGCACAAGGAUGCUGCAGAUUUUGAUUAGUUUAGUCCUUAUUUUUAUAUCCAAGAAUUAUGUAAUGGCAAUAUGCCUUAGUCAAUAAAAGACAUUUGGUAUUAAUUCUAUCUUAUGUGGCGCAUCUAAUUAAAUAUGAUGUCUAGGAAAGUAAUUAAGAUUAGUGGUACUUAAGAGAGCUUUGCUCCACCGACAUCUUUCUCUACUUCC